Molecule: messenger RNA, 1458 nt
Organism: Blepharisma stoltei
Lineage: Eukaryota; Ciliophora; Heterotrichea; Heterotrichida; Blepharismidae
Source: the annotation of a GenBank genome assembly
AUGUCAAAUGAUGAAGAGUUUGAUCUUACUAAAGACACUUUUUUUAUAAAUUCAAAGCCAGCAACUUCCUAUAUCCAAAAAACUCAAAAAAUUCCUAUAAAGAUUAAAAAAAUCAACGGCGGAUUUGGUACUUCUGCAAGAAAAAUAUCGAAAUUUAGCGUUUUGGAUCCAUUAAAUUACCCUUUCCAAACACCAGGCCCAGGUAGUUAUAUUUCCCAUAAAGAUUGAAGCCCAAAAUCCACCAGAAACCAGGAAGGAAUUGAGGAUAAAUUUAUAUUAAAAUCAUCAUCUCAAGGUUCAGCUUCCCCUAUAAUUGAAUUUCCAAGAAAAAGCUUUGAUGAGAUUUCUCCAAAAAACAGAGGAAGAUCAACAGAAUUCUCUAAAAACAAGAAAGAUAGAGAAUUAUGAAACCCUAAAAAUAUUCACCAUCCCCCUAGCAAGCUAGCAAGCUGAGAAAAUCCAGGACCAGGCAGCUACGAUUUUAGAGAGAAAAUUCCAAAAAUCGACACUUCAUGGGCUUUUGCUUCAAAAAGUGAAAAACUAGAAGAAAAUAUCAAUGGAGUUCCUGGGCCUGGAAGCUAUGACCCAAAAUCUAAUACAAAACUACCUGAAUUUCUCAAUUUUGGAACAAAAAGAUUAAGGACUUGUAGUUUAGGCAAACCUAUAAUAACUGAAGUCCCAGGAGUAGGACUAUAUACCCCAAAGCCAUCAGCAAAUAAUCAUGCAGCUACUUAUGUAUAGAGGUUUCCUCUAUAUAGCGCUGAAAGCGCAGACAUUUUCCCAGGAGCUUUCCAAGUUCGUCGGACCAAAUCGCUUUUUGGUCCGACCAAGGCAUUGAUUUGGUGCAACCAACCGAUAAAUUCCGAUCAGAAUUUAUCGGCCUUACAGCGCCAAACAUAGGAAACUUCUAUAUUUAAUUCGGAAUCUAAUAGGCUAAAUUCUACAAUAUCAAUUGCUGUAGGCCCAGGAGCCUAUGAGUCACCUGAAUCUUCGCCCAGGGAUUUUUCUUUCAAUACAACAGAUCGCUUUAAAUUCGAUUUUUUUAAAGGAAAACCAGGGGUUGGUCCUGCCUAUUACAGAUCUAACACCAAGAAACUGCAGAAAUCAGCAAUCCUUGAUAAUAAACAAAAGCGAUUUCUACCACUAGAUAAGCAAAACCCUGAAUUUUACGCAGUAUCUACUAAUGACGUUGAAAAUAUUAUCGGGAUUACGCCAUUGCCUGUAAAAAUAGACAAAAAUAAGGCACCUUUUAAUUCUUCCGAUAUAAGAUUUCCUUUGGCAAGAGACUAUUGAAUAAAAAAGACAGGAGCUCCUGACCCUGGCUUUUAUAAUACUGAUUUUUCGCCGAAAGCUAAAUUUUUCAAAUCUACAACCCCAAGAUUUCCUUCUCCCGGAAAAAAUGACAUUCCUGGACCUGGGACUUAUGAUGUAAGAUCAAGUCCAUUGAAAAAUAAGUAA